This is a messenger RNA of Xylaria bambusicola, 2295 nucleotides long. RefSeq names its product kinase-like protein. NCBI's taxonomy places the organism in Eukaryota, Fungi, Ascomycota, Sordariomycetes, Xylariales, Xylariaceae. The record is from RefSeq and is a predicted model, not a curated record. The transcript has 4 exons. Gene Ontology annotation, molecular function: ethanolamine kinase activity; choline kinase activity. Gene Ontology annotation, cellular component: cytoplasm. Gene Ontology annotation, biological process: phosphatidylcholine biosynthetic process; phosphatidylethanolamine biosynthetic process. The coding region runs from base 1 to 2295 and encodes 764 amino acids.
AUGUCUACCUCCACACCAAAUCCCACCCCCAGUGAACCGCAAUCCCUCCGAUCAGCCAUGAAGCACGACGACGAGGGAGAACGGCUCCCGGAUGCAAGCACCGCCUCAAGUAGCAAAGCUGUACAAAUCGCCGAACCAGAACCAGACCCAGAUAGUCCUGAGGAAACUCCGCCAAAAAAACAAUUCUCCGUGGGCCUCGCUAAACGUCUUAGUGGCCGCCCUCCCAUACCCGGCGCCAACUCAUCCAGGUCCUCUCUGAUCAGUCAGACUAGUUUGGAAGCGCUCAAUAGUCUGGCAAGGACCAUUUCACCUCAACAAGUUCCUCAGGACUCUGCGUCGCCACAGCGUCCCCAUAGACAUCGAAUUGAUGUUGUGGGCGAGAGGCUCAUCGCCCAAGUUACCGAGUGGCUUGAACACGAGCGGACCAAACGGCACAAUAGGAGAGAAAGGAGAGCCCAUGGAAGCCGAAGAAAACACCGUAAAGACGAUGCUGAGGGGCCCGGAUCUCAAUCCACUGGGCAGUCGAGGCGCUUCUCAAUGAGCUCUCAAUCUAGCGCGGCCUCUCUAGACAGACUUCAGAGGAUCAUCGAUAAUAGUAUGAGCUCGCUGGGCUUGAAUGCUACUCCUCACUAUAGCCCUAAACUAGGUAGGAAGUCCCAACGUCGGCGGUCUAUACCACUAAACAGAGCCGCAUCAUCCGACACAGAAUUCUUCGACGGAGAUGUGCUAGUCCCAAGUUGUGAUGGGGUACUAGACAAUUCAAAGACACUCAGCUACACGGGUGGACAGACGGCGGAAGGGGAAGAAGCUCUAUCACCAUCUGGCCAGAGAGAGGAGAAGGAACGCAGAGCGUGGAUCACGUUCAAAAGUGAGAUCAUACGUUUGACACAUACGCUUAGACUUAAGGGCUGGAGACGAGUGUCCCUCGAAAGUGGUGAUAAAAUAUGGGUGGAACGCCUCAGUGGCGCCUUGACAAAUGCAGUCUACGUAGUCACUCCCCCGGAAGAUAUCGGGGCAGAGACUGGCAAGAAGACACCGACGAAACUACUACUGCGAGUAUAUGGCCCCAAUGUCGAACACAUGAUCGACAGAAAAAAUGAGCUAAACGUCUUGCGACGGCUUGCGCGGAAGAGGAUUGGUCCGCGGUUAUUAGGAACAUUCGCUAAUGGGCGCUUCGAACAAUAUCUCAAUGCCAUCACGCUCACUUCCGAGGACAUUAGGGACCCAGACACGUCAAAACAAAUUGCUAAGAGAGUGAGGGAGCUCCAUGACGGCAUGGAGGUGCUGGAAGAGGAAAGGGAUGGCGGACCGGCAGUUUUGAAGAAUUGGGACCAUUGGCUUCCCAGAGUUACGGAAAUCAUGAACUUUUUGGAUGCUAAAAUUACGGCGGGGAAUCUUGGGCCGGUAAGAAGUCCGGUAGAUGCUUGGAAGGAACGCGGCCUUGUCUGCGGGACCGAUUGGCCAACGUUCAAAGCCACCUUUGACAGAUACCGGAAGCAUCUUUUUGACCGAUACGGAGGCUCAAAAGUUGUCCGGGAGCACCUUGUGUUCGCUCAUAACGAUACUCAGUACGGCAAUAUUCUUCGUGUUCGGCCCGACGACAAGAAAUCACCUUUGCUACAACCCAACUACGAGCAUAAACAGUUGGUAGUCAUUGAUUUCGAAUAUUGUGGUGCGAACGUGAGGGGCUACGAAUUCGCGAACCAUUUCACAGAGUGGUGCUAUGAUUACCAUGACGAGUCAGCGUCUUUUGUCUGCAAUGUAGCCAAAUACCCAACACCCGAAGAACAGCAUCGAUGGGUCAAAGCGUACGUUACUCACCGACCGGAUCACCCGCAUCCAGGGUUAUCAACGCCAAUAGUGAGCCCCAUCUCCACGCCAGUCAUGGACCCGACCACACCAUCGCUUGAGCCAACCAACGUCGGAUCAAGCAGCUCCAUCGUGGAAUUUAUGUUGGAUGCUCGAGUCCCACCAGGUGGCUGGAAAGAAGAAGAGAAGCGUCAAGAAGACAAACUCGAGGAACAAAUUAAGUCAUUGAUGGAAGAGACCCGGUUGUGGCGUCCUAUAUGUAGCGCAAUGUGGAUUGCAUGGGGUAUCAUGCAAGCAAAGAUUCCUGGCCUCGACCCGGAAGAAAACUCCGAAGAAGAGGAAGGAGAUCCUCAUGCUUUCGAUUAUCUGGGCUAUACGCAAGAAAGAGCGAUGUUCUUUUGGGGUGACUGCGUUGCCUUGGGGUUAGUAAAGCUGGAAGACUUACCGGAGAGGGUCAAGAAGAAUAUCAAAAUACCCAAGUACUAG